Messenger RNA from Drepanopeziza brunnea f. sp. 'multigermtubi' MB_m1, 363 nucleotides. RefSeq lists its product as uncharacterized. Lineage: Eukaryota; Fungi; Ascomycota; Leotiomycetes; Helotiales; Drepanopezizaceae. The record is from RefSeq and is a predicted model, not a curated record.
AUGAUGUUCACCAACACCAUCGUCGCCGCCGCCGCUCUCGCAGCCUCCGUCGUAACAGCAGCCCCAGCCCCCGGCAAAGUCAUCCAGCCAACCUCCACCAUCAAGCUCUGCAACGACUUCAACUGGAACCAGUGCCGUGAAAUGCAAUACACGCCUCAAGUCUGCACGGAGAUCCCUAACGACUUUCACGAUGUCGUCUCCUCGCUCAACACCUACAACAAGCAGUGCACCUUCUUCGUUGACCGUUACUGCCCUCGCCAGUCUGGUUCCUUCUACUGGAACGGCGUCGUCCAGAACAUCAGAGACCACCCCGAUCUGGGUAACUACGAGAACAAAAUCUCUUCUUUCAAGUGCGAGUCGUAA